This is a messenger RNA of Solenopsis invicta (red fire ant), 2542 nucleotides long. RefSeq lists its product as uncharacterized. The transcript is spliced from 6 exons. The record is from RefSeq and is a predicted model, not a curated record. Lineage: Eukaryota; Metazoa; Arthropoda; Insecta; Hymenoptera; Formicidae. Bases 1754 to 2449 code for a protein of 231 amino acids.
UUUUGGGUCCAUCAAUGAUGGUUGCACACACGCACUUAACACUUAAUCCCGCCGCACGUCAAAACGCAGAUAAAAUAUAUUUGUUCAACGCAGUUCAACGUUUACAAGGUUAUAGGUUAUAGGCAUCGAUCACGCGCGCGGUAGAUCGCAGCGCAGUACGGCUUGAUUUUACAAUAAUAUAUGAUAUGCGCGCGCAUUUAUCAGUUGAGACAUUUCAGAAAUCUCUUUGAAAGUUACAUUUGCAAUGUUGCAAAAUAUUACAUUGCAAAAACCUUUCAAAUGUAAGGUUUUAAUCAAGAUGCUUGCAGAAAUAUCCCAAUUAUGAUAUUUCAAAAAAAAUGGUCUCAGAGACAUUACAAAUGUAUUGAUAUACAAUUGAGACAUUGAAACAUCCCUGCAACAUAACUGAAACUUUAUGUGCUAUCAGGGAGAUUAACCUUACAUUUGAAAGGUUUUUGCAAUGUAAUAUUUUGCAACAUUGCAAAUGUAACUUUCAAAGAGAUUUCUGAAAUGUCUCAACUGAUAAAUGCGCGCGCAUAUCAUAUAUUAUUGCAAAAUCAAGCCGUACUGCGCUGCGAUCUACCGCGCGCGUGAUCGAUGCCUAUAACCUAUAACCUUGUAAACGUUGAACUGCGUUGAACAAAUAUAUUUUAUCUGCGUUUUGACGUGCGGCGGGAUUAAGUGUUAAGUGCGUGUGUGCAACCAUUCGAAAUAAGGCAAGACAAAGUCUUUUUGGAUACAAAAGAAUCACGCUCACUGGUACGCGGUCAUAAAAAAAGGUGGAUAUAGGAUUGGCGAAAGAAGAUCCUUCUUAGUGAUGAGACAUUGUUUCAAUGUUAUCUUUUAUUAUUAUUUCCUUUUGCACGAUUCUUAAAUACACAGAAAAAUAUAUUUUAAACAAUUAUUUUAUAGGCGAGGAGCAGUUUUGAGAGCAAAAGCAUUAUGUUAUGCGUUUAUGAUUAUGUAUCUAAUCUAAUGUGUCUGUAUGAGUGCCCUGAAUUAAUUGAAGCUUGGGGUAAUGAAUUUGAAGCUUUGUAUACCAGGUAAUUGAUAUGUAUUUCGAAUAUUAUUGAAAAUUACACUACUGGAGCUUAUAUAAUUUAUGAAAAGAAUAUAUUUCUCUGUCAUAUUUAGAUAUGAAAAAAAAAAACAGGUUCUCUCAUCUGUAUUGUACGUCUCGAAGACAAAUUAAAGCCAGAGAGUUGAUGAGGCUUUUCAUUAUUCAAAUACAAUUCAAAACAGGAGUGCCAUAUAUAGUUUUUAAAGAUCAUUGUAAUCGCACAUCAAACCAUCAGAAUCUGAGCACAAAGCUAUAAACGAACUCAACGUCCAAAUUUUUGAGACUUUAUUAUGGCGCUCUAGAAUCAAGUUGUGAAAUAAUAAGGACCGAGAAAGGUCCUUAUGAGUCAUAUGAAGGCAGUCUAGUUAGUAAAGGUUACGACAUGUGGAAUGUGAAACCAACAAAUUUAUGGAAUUUUGGAUAUUUUGAAGGUAAAAAUUGCUAAACACGGAGUGCGCAAUUCUUUGUCGAAUAGCUUCAGUUCAUUUUUCUUCAGUUUAUUUUCUCCUGAACUCUAUUGUCUUUAUUGUUCUAUACAGAGAGUCGAUUCAAAGGAGAACAAAAAGUUGACAUUUAUUGAAACCAAAUUUAUUAUAAAUCUAUUGGUACUAGUAUACAGCAUUUGCCGUUUGUGCGUGCCAGGAAAAUUUCUCGGAAAAGCUUUUUAGGAUAUUUAUAGGAUAUUUAUCAAAAAUGUCGGAAUUUACAAUUGCACUUUUUGAUGACGGACUCCAAUUGGUGCCUUCAUCGUGGAUUUUUAAUGAUAAUACAAUGUGUCACUGGCCGCCUUAUAUGAGCGAACAGAAAAUUCGGAAAACAAUUAUCGCAAAAACCAGUCCUGAUUGCACCUGGACUACUCAUAAAAUUCUGCGCAUUUUUGGAACGUCAAGUACAUAUGAGUCAGGAAUUGAAAAAGUAAAACUUGCCCAAAAAUAUUCCGACUUGGAUACUUCCGACAUCGACAUUUCACGUCACAAACGUACAGCAUGCAAAAAAAAGACAUUUAAAAAUGAUAAUUUUGUAUAUCCUUCGUCAGGUUCUGACGACAGCGAUCAAAACAAUAACACUGUUCCUGAAAAAGAAGUGACUGAGAAAAUAAGAACAUUUGCAACACCACCGCCGCCGUUGCCGAAAUCAUUUAUUGCUAAUGAACCGACAAACACAAAAGUAACACAAAACAAAGAUCUGCAAAGCGAAGAACUUUUUUCUAAAAAAAAUAUGAACAAAGAGUCCUCAUCUACUUUGUUAGCCACUCGAGACACUACAAACAUAAAAGUAAUACAAAACGAAGAUCUACGAAGUGAAGAACUCUUUUGUAAAAAAAAUAUGAACAAAGAGUCCUCAUCCACUUUAGUAGACACUCCAGGCAAAAAUAUUCAGCUGCAAUGAAAUAUUGAGACGAUUAAACCAAAUAUUGGCAAAAUUAAAUUCAAUAGAUGAUCGUCUCUGCAAAGUAGAAGAAAAUCAAAAUAUUACCCAAAA